AUGCUACCCACAGCCAGCAUUCUCCCACUGCUCUUCUCGGCCCUACAGCUUGCCGUGGCCGGGAACACACACGCCAACAACGCUGAAGGCAUCAUCCAACGUUCCCCAGCCCACCCCCAUCCAGACGCAGCACAACUCUCCCGCCGGCAAGCCGUCUCCCCGCAGUGCGGCCCAGCAGGCGGCAACCGCCGCUGCCCCAACAACCUCUGCUGCUCCGACUACGGGUACUGCGGCGAGAAGCCAGACUACUGCGACGUGCGCUGGUGCCAGGUGCAGUUUGGGCGGUGCGGCGACGCGCCACCACCACCUCCUCCGCCGACGACGACGACGACAUCCGGCACGACCACCACGACCAGCACCACAACCGCCACGAGAACAACCACUGCGACCUCGCCGCCCGUGCCGACCGGCAGCCUCGUCGCCAGCAUCAACGGGCAGUGCGGAAACUCGACCACCUGCGCCGGGUCGCCGUUUGGCAGCUGCUGCUCAGAGUACUACUGGUGCGGCAGCGGCGCCGAAUACUGCGGCGUGGGAUGCAGGGGCUCGUUCGGCACGUGCGGGGACGGCUCCGUGCCGCUGCCGCCGCCUGGGCCGAGCACGUCUACCUCGACCGUGCCGUCCUCGAGCACCAGCACCAGCACCAGCACGAGCACCACCGUGCCACGGCCAUCCAACGCCAGCACCAACGGGAGGUGUGGUGUCGACGCGGGCAGAUUUACUUGUACUGGGACAAACUACGGGCCAUGCUGCUCCGACUAUGGUUGGUGUGGAGACGGGCCCGACUAUUGCACACCACUAUACUGCCAGGCUGACUAUGGCACAUGCGGUUGA
This is a messenger RNA of Pyricularia oryzae 70-15, 831 nucleotides long. RefSeq lists its product as uncharacterized. The record is from RefSeq and is a predicted model, not a curated record. The transcript is spliced from 2 exons. Bases 1 to 831 code for a protein of 276 amino acids. NCBI's taxonomy places the organism in Eukaryota, Fungi, Ascomycota, Sordariomycetes, Magnaporthales, Pyriculariaceae. Gene Ontology annotation, molecular function: chitin binding.